Messenger RNA from Erigeron canadensis, 2223 nucleotides. RefSeq lists its product as uncharacterized. Lineage: Eukaryota; Viridiplantae; Streptophyta; Magnoliopsida; Asterales; Asteraceae. Bases 320 to 1957 code for a protein of 545 amino acids. The transcript has 4 exons. The record is from RefSeq and is a predicted model, not a curated record.
CAGAGUAAACAAGAGAUCCAUAGAUCUACUCCCUCCCUCCCUGUAACAAACAAUUUAAUGCAUGUAACCGCCCUCUCUCUCUCUCACACACACACCCACCUAUACAUACAACCUAUACAUACACACAACACUCACACUUUCUGUUAAAUAACGACGAAAAAAAAUAUAUAUAUAUUAUUCAUUGAUUCUCAUAAAAUAAUACACACACUAAAAAUCCUUUUUGAUUUCUGCAAGUCAAAAUCCGCUGACUGACUUACUCUCUUUUACUGUUUCUGUUUAUUCAUCAAACUUCUUCAACUUUUUCAGUAUAUUGUGUGAUAUGGAAAAUAAUCAGUUGAAUAUUGGCCGGCCACUUUUGUCGGUGAGGCGGGUUCCAGCCUCACCGAAGAAUGAGUAUAAAAGAAACGAAAAUCGGGUUCCAGUUAGGCCAAUGAUGGAAUCUUGUUUAAGUAAUUUGAAUGUAGAUCCAAUGAUGAACACAGGGAGUGUUCCUUUUGGGUGGGAGCAUAGUCCUGGAAAACCCAAGAAUAAUAAUAAGCAAGUUCAGAAAAAGGAAGACUCUCCUGGCCUUCCUAAGCUUCCUCCUGGUUGGUUUUUUAAACCGAAAAAGAAAGAGUUGGAUAUUAGCGUGCCUACGUUGACUAGGUUUGAAAGUGUGGCAUCAGUGUCGAAACAAAGUUCUGAUUCGAUGAAUGAUCAUGGUGAUGAAGAUAACGAUGCAGAUGAUGAAAGUGAAACGUUUAUGGAUGCACUUGAUACACUUUCAAGGGGUGAAACGUCUUUUUAUAAUUGUAGUGUGAGUGGUGUAAGUGGAACUGGGUCAGAAGUGAAACCGUCUGGGAUUCGUCCGGAUGAUCCAAAACUGCGUGAAUUCAUGAUGGGUCGGUUUAUUCCUGCUGCAAAGGCGAUGGUGACAGAUGUUCCUCAACAUACUUUCAAGAAACCCGUUGUAAAAGAGAUGCCACGAGAGGUCAAGAAGUUAGUGAAUGUGGAUAGUGAGAAGCAGCAGCAGCAGCUUAGAUAUGGACCUAACUUUUUGGAGGAUGUUGCUCAUGAUAAAGAAAAAGUUGAUUCUGAUAGUGAUUCUGAUUAUCAUGAACAUGGAAAUCACUCGUUUAAAUUUUGUGGACUAAUACCCAGUUUUCGUUCUUCAAAUCCUGUUCAUGGAAUGUGUAUGAGGACAAAGAUACCGAUGUCUCCUGCUAGUAGAACUCAGGCUAGCUCAUCUACUUUUAGCUCUUUCAGCGGAUCUGAUAAUGAGCCUGCCAGGAUGGGAACAUAUGAACAUAGGUCUUUCAAUAUUGUUUCGAAGAGUGAGUCCCUUGAAACCACAAAACUGGAAGGAUCAAAGCUUUAUAAUCGGCUGCAGGGAUCUGACGUUAGUCGUAGUGAACCUCUUCGAUCUACUCUUCCUAAACAGAACAGCUCAUAUUCAGUGAAGAAAGGCUUAACCUUUAAAGAGUUACUAGAUGGUCAGAACGGGAAGGAAACUGAUUGCCAAGAUAUGAUAGUUGAGAAGACCCUUUAUGUGGAUACUGUGCAAGUCGUUAAAUCACCAAAUGGAUAUUCGCCUUCAUCAUUUAGUAAACCGCAGUCCAACUCCAAUGGGUCGCUGGAAUCAGAUAUGCUUGCUGAUGAAUCACCACACAGUUUGAAAACAAAAGCACAAACAAGCUAUUGGAAAGAUCCUGAAUAUAAUGCAGAAGUGGAUGCUGAUCAAGAUCUGAAAGCUUCUGAUAGCAAGCUAUUUGAACGCCCUGCAGCCCCUCCAUUGCCAAAAUCACCAUCAGACUCAUGGCUAGUGCGUACAUUGCCUUCUGUGUCUUCCAAAAGCACGCCUACGCGGUGGAACCCUCAUAGCCCAUCUCCCAGCAUAUCUGCCAGUGACCGGAGUACUGACAAAGACAAUGAGUUACCAUCUCCUCAGGGACCAUUGGAUCCUAUACCAGAAAGUUAGAUGAGUGGAUCUGCUGUUUCAAAUUGUUUCUUCUGUGCAUAUGUUUUGGCUGGGAAGUUCAUCAAAUCAAAUGACUUGGUGAUCAUAGAAUUAGUUGUUCUUUAUGGAUAUUAUACUCUCGUUUUGGUGGGCAUAUAUGAUUUUUUUCCCCCCCCCAUUUGUAGUUAAAAGGUGAAGAAUAAAGAAAUGUACAUUGUGGAGUUUCUUACAAAUAAAAUGGAAUGUACAUUGUAGAGUUUCUUACAAUAUAAAAGGAGUUCUGGCUA